Molecule: messenger RNA, 1471 nt
Organism: Thalassophryne amazonica
Lineage: Eukaryota; Metazoa; Chordata; Actinopteri; Batrachoidiformes; Batrachoididae
Gene: poglut1
Product: protein O-glucosyltransferase 1
Exons: 11
Coding region: 62-1228 (388 amino acids)
Biological process (GO): positive regulation of Notch signaling pathway; protein O-linked glycosylation
Cellular component (GO): endomembrane system
Molecular function (GO): UDP-glucosyltransferase activity; UDP-xylosyltransferase activity
Source: RefSeq, a predicted model, not a curated record
AAUGGAUCACAGAUCGCUGCUUUUUUUCUGCUGAAGACCAAACGGAAGGAUCGGGAGAAAAAUGGAGCGCCUGCGGUUUAGGUGUUUUUUUGUUCUGCUGCAGGUCUGUGUUUUGUGUUCAGCCGAUGCAUCAGGUAAAAAAUGGAACAAACUUCGAGAGCAAGUUUCCAAUGCUGUUAAAGGAUACACUGCAUGCAACCCUGUCAACUGCAGCUGUCAUCUAAGUGUCCUACAGCACGAUUUACUUCCUUUUAAAGAGGGAAUAUCUGAGGACGACAUGGCUGCCACUGUUAAAAGAGGGGUGGGAACUCACUAUCAGGUCAUUGGACACAAGUUGUACAGAGAGAACAACUGUAUGUUUCCUGCCAGGUGUAGCGGGGUGGAGCAUUUCAUCCUGGAAGUGAUUGACAGGUUGCCUGACUUGGAAAUGGUGGUAAAUGUUCGGGAUUAUCCUCAGGUCCCCAGCUGGGUGCAGCCGAUGCUGCCUGUUUUUUCUUUCAGUAAGACGGCAGAUUACCAUGACAUCAUGUACCCAGCGUGGACGUUUUGGGAAGGAGGACCUGCUGUGUGGCCGAUAUACCCCACUGGACUGGGAAGAUGGGAUCUGAUGAGAGAAGACCUUCAAAAGUCUGCAGCACAGUGGCCGUGGAAUAAGAAAGUGUCCAAAGCGUUCUUCAGAGGCUCACGAACCAGUGCAGAGCGUGACCCGCUGAUUCUCCUGUCCAGAGACGAUCCACAGCUGGUGGAUGCAGAAUACACAAAGAACCAGGCUUGGAAAUCGGAGAAGGAUACAUUAGGGAGACCCCCAGCCAAAGAAAUCCCACUGGUGGACCACUGCAAAUACAAAUAUUUGUUCAACUUCCGUGGAGUGGCAGCGAGUUUUCGUUUGAAACACCUUUUCCUGUGUGGUUCCUUGGUGUUUCAUGUUGGGGAUGAAUGGCAGGAAUUUUUCUACUCCCAGCUCAAGCCCUGGGUCCACUACAUACCAGUCAAACAGGACCUCUCUGAUGUCAGGGACCUGCUCCUGUUUGUCAAAGAGAAUGAUGCUAUCGCACAAGAGAUCACCACAAGGGGUGAAGAAUUCAUCCUCAACCACCUGCAAAUGCAAGAUAUUUACUGCUACUGGGAGAGACUUCUGACAGAGUUUAGUAAACUUCUUACCUACAAACCCAAAAGAAGGAAUGACUACAGCCAGAUUAUUCACAAACUGAGCAAAACUGAGCUAUAAGACACACUCUUUGGCUCUAUGGCAGCUGGAACAAACAGAAACUCCGUAUAAAUUAAUGUCUUUACUGCACACCAGCAUCAGUCCAGCUGCUAAACCUACUGAUUUUCAUCCUCAUGUGGAGUGAGAUUUUUUUGAUUACUGUAGGCUGUGCAACUAAAUGCAGUGAUGGUUACAAGACAUUUCACAGUAGUUUGUAAAAGGGACAAAGUUACAAGACCAUCCUUUAUAAAUGGUUAUAUGUGA